AUGCAGCACACCACGUGCACAGAGGACAGGAUCUACCACGCACUGGAAAGAUGUCUACAUGGGCUUAGCAGAGAUGCUGUCUCCAGCAGAUGGGCUGCCGGGCUGUGCCUGAACUGCUGGAGCCUGCAGGAGCUGGUGAGCCGAGACGCCGGCAACUACCUCAUCCUGGUGGAGAAGAUCCUCAGCAAGGCCAAAGAGGUGCAGGAGAAGUGCGACUAUGAUCUCGUAACGCCCCUGGCUCUACUCUUCUACUAUGCGGUCCUGUAUGCUCCCCACUUCCCGCCGGGCUCCGACCUGCUCGUGAAAGCCACCAGCAUAUACCACAGCUUCCUGACCUGGCCCGUGCCCUAUUGUGACAUCUUCCGCGAGCUGCUCACCUUCAUCAGCGACGAGCUCAAGGCCCCCGGGAUCUCCUUCCAGAGGCUGGUGAGGACGGAGCAGGGGCUGCCUGUGAAGAACUACCAGAGCUCCACCGUGACGGUGCUGCUGCUCAACCGCUCCGAGGUGCAGAGCGAGUUCCUCUCCAUCGCCGAGAAGCUGAGCACCAGCGAGCACCCGCAGCGCACCACGCUCGUCGUGCUCCUCGAGCACCUCUACCAGGCCAACUUCGGCACCCGCUGCGACCUGGACAGCCUGCACCACCUCCUGAAGUCCAAGACACUGGAAGAGCUCUCGGAGAUCUACGCCAGCGCCGCCGACGCACAGGAAAUUGCAGCUGCCAGCAGCGACCCUGUCCCGGCCCGGGAGCGGCUGCAGUCCGUGCUGCGGGACAUCGCCGGGGCCGCAUCCUUUCCUGCCAUCGUGGGCGAGGCUCAGCCCCGCAAGCUCCACACCAUCCCCAUACCCGCCGCUCGUUGCUACACUUACAGCUGGGAUCAGGAUAACUUUGAUAUCCUCAAUGAUGUCCUCAGCAAAGAGUGCAGCGUUGUCGAGCCCAUGGCCUCGGAGAACGAGGAGGAGGAUGAAGAGGAGGAGGAGGUGGAAACUGAUGGCUGUUCCCCCGAGCGGGACUCGCUGCUUUCCCCCAUCUGCACCAUUUCCAAAGACUCUGUGUACUCGGCACUGUCGGAGGAGGGAUCUAAGCCCUCACGAGUGUCCCUCUUCACCACCUCCAAGGACUCCAUCUCGGAGCUGACGGUGGUCUCCAGAAAGUCCCUGAAGUCGUUCGUCUCCAGCCUGAAGGACUGCAUGGACAGUGGGUACGCGGAGGACAGUGAUGAGAGCUCCCUGGACAUGGUGGGGAGGCCAGAGCUGAAGGUAGAGAAGACCCACCACAAAUAUAGACACACGCUGACCAACAAGAUCUACAAACUGUUCAAGAGCAAAAGCCACCUGGUCUUGAGGAGAGACCUGAAGGACUGCCCGGACACAGGCUCGCUCUCACUGUCCCUGCGCCGGGCCGAGAGCCUGCUCAAGGAGAGUACCUGCCCCUCCCUGACAAGGUACUUCAAGCUGCAGUUUUUCUAUGUCCCUGUGAAGAGGAGCUGCUUGGCUCCAUCAACCCUGCUGAUGCAUCCCUCCCCAUCUCUGGGGGACCCGCAGCUCCGGGCCUCAGCACAGGCGGAUCCCACCUUGGCUGGGAUGGAGAGCAGCACCAACGACAUCUCCCACUACAUCGGCAUGUUGGACCCGUGGUACGAGCGCAACGUUCUUGGGCUGAUGAACCUGCCCAUGGAUGUCCUGUGUCAGUCUGCCAAGCCAGAAGCUGAGCCCCAGGAGGACUCCCAGGAGCAGCUGCCCAUCCUGGCCGACAUGAUCCUCUACUAUUGCCGCUUCGCCAUGCGCCCCAUCCUGCUGCAGCUCUACCAGACCGAGCUCACCUUCAUCGGGGGAGAAAAGAUGACCGAAGUCUUCAUCCAUUCCCUCGAGCUGGGCCACUCAGCGGCCACGCGGGCCAUCAAGGCGUCAGGUCCAGGCAGCAAAAGGCUGGGCAUAGAUGGAGACAGAGAAGCAAUCCCACUAACACUACAGAUCGCCUACAGCAAGACAGCCGUCAGUGGAAGAAGUCACUGGAACGAUGUUGAGAAGGUCUGCACGUCUGUCAACCUUAGCAAAGCCUGCAAGAAGUAUGAAGAACUAGCCUCAAAGACAGAGUGUCUCAACUUAACCAUGACCGAAGUGGUCAAAAGGCAAAACUCCAAAUCCAAAAAAAGUUUCAAUCAGAUCAGUGUGUCCCAGAUAAAAGUAGACAAGGUCCAGAUUAUCGGUGUCCAGUCCUCCUUCGCCGUGUGCCUGGACCAGGAUGAGCAGAAGAUCCUGCAGAGUGUAACCAGGUGUGAGAUCUCUGUGUGCUACAAACCCAGGGACAGCGAUCUCUUUGCACUGAGAAGGUCCUCUUUGCCUUCCCAGGACUCCUCUGAGUUUCAUUCUCUCCUGUGUUUACCCAUUGCCACCUUCAGUGGAGCACUGCCGUAG
This is a messenger RNA of Pygoscelis adeliae (Adelie penguin), 2415 nucleotides long. It is a transcript of the gene PIK3R5, whose product is annotated as phosphoinositide-3-kinase, regulatory subunit 5. The transcript is spliced from 18 exons. NCBI's taxonomy places the organism in Eukaryota, Metazoa, Chordata, Aves, Sphenisciformes, Spheniscidae. The record is from RefSeq and is a predicted model, not a curated record. Gene Ontology annotation, biological process: positive regulation of MAP kinase activity; G protein-coupled receptor signaling pathway. Gene Ontology annotation, cellular component: phosphatidylinositol 3-kinase complex, class IB. Gene Ontology annotation, molecular function: 1-phosphatidylinositol-3-kinase regulator activity. Bases 1 to 2415 code for a protein of 804 amino acids.